This is a messenger RNA of Rhipicephalus sanguineus (brown dog tick), 1724 nucleotides long. RefSeq lists its product as uncharacterized. The record is from RefSeq and is a predicted model, not a curated record. Lineage: Eukaryota; Metazoa; Arthropoda; Arachnida; Ixodida; Ixodidae. The transcript is spliced from 4 exons. Bases 382 to 960 code for a protein of 192 amino acids.
AGAGCGCUCGCGCGGGCACGCCGCAAUUCGUUCGCUGCUGUUUCAUUUCUUCUGCAAGCGUCGCGUCACCAAAUACAAAAAAACAAUAAUACAGUAAGCAGUCCGCAGCAUUAGAGUAUAGCAUUGCACAGGUGUAACUGCGGGGCCAUUUGUGAAAAUAGAAAAUUGAGGUUGUCGAUUGAAAAGCUGAUCUCCAUUAGGGCAACCGCAAGCAGGUAGUACACAGAAAAAGCUGUCUGUCAAUAGUGUUCCUUUGCAGUUCACUGUAGCUUUCUUUAGCCCAAUUUUCCUUGCCAUAGAUUCACUUAACUCAGCAAGACUAGCGUAGAGUAUCAGAAAGAGGCGUGACUGCGUAUCGGCCACCACCCCAACUGCUUCGCGAUGACGUCCCUCUUUGGCGUGCUGCUACUGGUCACGGCGUCAUUGUGUUCCGCCCUAAUGCAGGUGCGUGGUGACGAGCCCGGUGGCGGUCAGGCUUCCGCCUCGUCCUCCUCCAAGGGAGCUCGGACGCUGGACAAACUGAGCGGCGGCGAGUACAUCCGGGGUCUGGGCGGCCGUCACCUCGACAAAAUCAGCGGCGGCGAACUGCUACGCUCUGCCGACGAUGCCGAGCUCCUCCGGUCGCUGGUGCUGCCGUACGCUCUGCGAGGACUCUCUCCGUCGUCGCUCGGCUCCGGUCCUCGCCGCGGAUUGGACAAGAUAGGAGGCGGCGAAUACAUUCGCGCCCCGGGCGCUUUGCCGCAUGGCGCCCUUCCGGCCAAAAGGCAAGCACCGUUCGACUCCCUAAGCGGACUGACCUUCGGUGGCGACCAUGGUGGCCUCCACAAGCGCGGAUACGGUCACGGCGAGUUCGACGAGAUCGACCACGCCGGGUGGCCGGGCUUCUACAAGCGAAACUUCGACGAGAUCGACAGGACCGGCUUCGAGGGCUUCUACAAGCGCUCGGCCCGGGAAGAAUGAGCGCCACGAUAACACGGGCGCUGUUCCACCUGCCUCACCACAGGUCUCCCCUCAGUCGCUGUCACCUGUCAAUCACUUUAGGCUACCCCUCAUCGUUCCGGUUCCAGCGCCUCUUCUAUUCGUAGUUCUCCGUUCCCGCUCGUCGUCAAGGCCUACCCCACACAGACCAAGGAUACGAACCCACGCCGCUCAAUUGAGACAACCCUGAAGUGGCACUGACAUAUCUCCCCCCUUUCAAGCCAGCGUAGGCUCAAUCACAAUGGUGUCGGCUUCGGUGAAACUAAAACGCCGAAUCCAACACCAAGCACGGCCGAAUAUGCUUAUUUUUUUUUCUUCAGGGCAUGGCCUCUAUAGCACCAUCACUAACUACCCCCUUCAUCGCUAGCUGUAUUUUGAUUACCCCCUCGCGUGUUCGAUGUAUAAGCUCGCUUCCUUUCUAUAGCACGCGCGUCUUCGUGUUCAGUGACUUCCCGGCAUCAGCUCUCCCGCCGUGGUCGCCGCGUGCACCUCUUCAUGUGCAAAUCACCUGCUGCCCACUCCCAUUCUUUUCGGACGCAGCGGUAAACGCGAGUUAGACUGUCGUUAAUGGAUGGGUGCGCUGCCCUUCUUGCAAGGAGCGGCAGUUUGCCUAUACGGGUCAGAUACGAAGCUAUGAGCAACGGUGGCAAGAAAGGAAUGUUAACCAACCAGACCCCCGUCCCCCUGGAGUUAAAUACUGUUGAGAAUGAAACCGAGUUUUUUGUUGCAAUAAAAGCCUCUCUAUU